AUGGACUUUGAAGCAGAUAUCCAGAAUAACGGAUUUCGGAUCGCAUCACUAGGUCAAAUUGUAGCCGCUAAUCGCUAUUUUCUUCUACAGGAGGAACCAACCAAAUAUGGAAAUCAUUUCAAUAUUAG
This is a messenger RNA of Cetraspora pellucida, 128 nucleotides long. The record is from the annotation of a GenBank genome assembly. NCBI's taxonomy places the organism in Eukaryota, Fungi, Glomeromycota, Glomeromycetes, Diversisporales, Gigasporaceae.